UAAUGUUCGAUCUUCUUUGCACAUCAACAAUCCAGUCACCGUCAAGCUUCCGAUCUACGACCAUCAACGCUUCCACCUACGAACCGUGCGCUUCCGUCAUGCUUCCAAACACCACAAUUCCAGAAACGCGAUUCCGAGACGAUUCCAUGCGAUUCCGAGCGCUUCCGCUUCCGAUUCCGCUUCGGAAACAAGAAACGCACCUCCACCAGCGAUUCCAUGUAACGUAGGGGAAGAGUGUGUAGUAGAUAAAAAUAUCAGGCGAAAUGUAAAGAGUAAGGAAACCCUGAGGGACUUGAUUGUAAAUUGUUCAUUUAAAGGGGUUCGAGGACGACGGGCACUUUCCCAUAAAUUAGGGUUCGGCAGCGACUAGUUGGAGAGAGCGCGGCAUCGAAAGACCAAAGAUUAGGGUUUCGAUAGGAGCUAUGGUGGGUAUGGAAGGAUCAUUGAUGGGUCAAGAAUGCGAUGCUUGGUGUUGGUAUCUGGAAGAUGUAUAUUUGCUGCAUACACCUCAUGAGCCUGACUGGGUGAGACCAAAGCAUGUCCUCGAGAACGAGAAAGACAAGACGCUUCAGCUCACACCUAAUCAAGAAUAUGAUUUGAUUAAUGGACAGAUCCAAGCCAGCGAGGGCUUCGAUGUUGAUUGGACCAAGGCCCGCUGCCUUUACACGUACCAUCCUGUUGAAUUCGAUGAUGAUGAUUUUGUUGAUGAGCCUGGAGCGGAAACCAAUCCUGAAACCAAUCUUGAUCUACUCAACAGGCUCUGUGAGAAAUCCAUUGGUCACUACAAUCAGGAAAAUUUUACAUCAUAUGAAUUUGACAAGGCUCUUUAUGCCAAUUUUCACGGGUCUAUUGGGAUCAUGUUUCUCAUAACUUUCCAAGUCAAGGAUCCUGUUGCUAACCUAGAAAAAGACUUCCAAGCUAGGAUUCAUUACUCUUAUUGUAGCAAGAGCCAGUUCAUCAUGUGCAGGCCAAAACACCACCAAGCAGAUAGCCUUGGAGUUGACGAGAGUGACCACAAGAAACAAAGACUGGAGUAGGAUUCUCCCUCUACUUGUGACAAAACUUACCAUCGACUCUUGGUUAUGUUUUUGUUUACUAUCUCUAGACUGUUCUUGCUGUCUUCUUGUAAGCAAAGCUACCUGUAGCGAAACUUGUAUCUAUCUCUCUACAUUCUAAAUGGCUCUACUCUCUUUCAGACUCUAGUUAUAUUUUAUUUAAUUACUAUCUCGAAAAUUGUUUUUCA
Messenger RNA from Brassica napus (rape), 1243 nucleotides. RefSeq lists its product as uncharacterized. Lineage: Eukaryota; Viridiplantae; Streptophyta; Magnoliopsida; Brassicales; Brassicaceae. The transcript has 5 exons. The coding region runs from base 423 to 1037 and encodes 204 amino acids. The record is from RefSeq and is a predicted model, not a curated record.